AUGUCUUCCUCAGCAGCGGCUGAUGUCUUCCCGAUGAAGAAGAAGACGAUGACGACGAAGACUACCACUACUAUUACCGUUGCCGUCGAGUCGGGCGAAGAAGAUUCAGUCGUCGAUGAGGUUAAGGACAUAACUGAAGAACAGGAAGAAGUGGUGGACGACAGCGAUGACGGCGAAGACGACGGCCGUUACGACGACUCCAUUGUCGACUUCACAGCCGCUGAUUCAAAGGCCGUUACAGUCAUUGAAGAUUUGUUUGUUAAUAAUAAUAAUAAUACAAAUGAUGUCAACAAUAAAGAAGAGAUAAUACAGCAGAAGAUGAUAUCAACCAAUAGGUCGUCGAAGUCGAUGACGACGACGACGACAAACAACUCUCUUUCGGCGGAUGAGCUAUAUAUAUGUCAUUUGGUUCUUGUCGACCAACCCUUCACUGAUUCCGAUGAGUUUACCGAUUGUGGCAAUCAGUUUGUCUUUAAGACACUCAACAAAUAUAUUACCGAUAGUCAGAUAACGACGACGUCGUCGUCGUCGUCACCAAACAAGACAUCGACGCCGAAGAAGUCGACGACGACUUCAACGCCAACAACCAAUGAGUUGUCGAUUGAUAGACCAUCGGAUGAGUUGUUGCCCGGUUUUGGAUCAGCUUUGGACGAUCGUCGGCCGAUAUUUAGUUGGCACGAAACCCGCAAAAAGAUUACCGAAUACAAGAACAGUUCAAACUUUGGUUCAGAAUUUUUCAAAAGAAAUAAGAAAUUCAAUAAUAAUAAUAAUAACAAUAAAAGAGAUAUUAGUAAACGACAGCCAUUUUCUGGUGACUUAAUGAUGAAGACGGAGAACAAACCAUUUCAACACAAAUCAAAUCAACAGUCAUAUGGAGGCCAAAGAUUUCAGAUGAAAAAUCAAUCACAUCAUCAACAACAGCAACAACAACAGCGGCGACCGGGAAGAGGUGGCUAUCAUCGAAAUUUUAGACAUCAAGACAUGAACAGUGGUCCACAAUCUUCUUCAACUUCAUCAGCAUCUGAUCGCAGAUUGUUUGAUCUCAACGAUAACACUGAUAUUAGAUAUCGUAAUCAUAAUAGUGGUGAUAAUAGUGGCCAAACAGCUGGUGGUAGCGGCGGUGGUGGCAGUGACCGCAACCCGAUGACCGACGGUGUGAUGACGUCGACGAGUGGUCAGUUUGCUUUUGGACGCCGGCAUUCAUAUACAGGACAACCGCAUCAAAAUUAUUUUUAA
Molecule: messenger RNA, 1236 nt
Organism: Oppia nitens
Lineage: Eukaryota; Metazoa; Arthropoda; Arachnida; Sarcoptiformes; Oppiidae
Product: homeobox protein 2-like
Exons: 1
Coding region: 1-1236 (411 amino acids)
Source: RefSeq, a predicted model, not a curated record